AAUGAAUUGAAUGAAUAGUAUUAACAAUAGUAUUGAAUGAAAGCAUUUCGUGACAUAAUUGACGAGUUGUUUGAGUCAACGAUUGAGCGUUUGUUUUGUGGUUUGAAAGAGUGGUUGAAUUGCAUCGAAGUUGCGGUCACUUCUCAAUACAGACACCUCUUUGACCAUCGGAUCAAUUGAAACGAUUGUCUAAAUGUCGGGAAUAUCUUUGGCGCGAUUGGCGGAGGAGAGGAAGUCGUGGCGCAAAGACCAUCCGUUCGGCUUCAUGGCUAAGCCCACCAAAAACACCGACGAGAGCCUAAACCUCAUGAACUGGGAGUGCGCUAUACCGGGGAAGAAGGGAACCCAUUGGGAGGGAGGACUCUAUAAGCUUCGUAUGAUAUUCAAAGACGACUAUCCUUCCAGUCCUCCCAAAUGCAAGUUUGAACCGCCGCUCUUCCACCCAAAC
Messenger RNA from Medioppia subpectinata, 448 nucleotides. Lineage: Eukaryota; Metazoa; Arthropoda; Arachnida; Sarcoptiformes; Oppiidae. The record is from the annotation of a GenBank genome assembly.